AUGACCCUGAUGGACGCCACGGCCGACAAGGAUCCUGUCGUCCAGGAGCAGAUCUUCAGUGCCCUCUGCUCUUUGGGCAGGGCUGAGCCCGAGGAGGUCCUGAACGCUUGCGAGGAGUACCUGCGGCAGCACGAGAAGCUGGCCCACCCAUACCGUGUCAUCCUCCUGAGGGCCAUGGAAGCCGUGGUGAAGAGCAGCCUGGCUCAGCUGGACAAAAGCACGGCCAAGAUCGUCAUCUUCCUGGCGUCCAGCGAGAUGACCAAGUCUAAAGAGGUUCUUCUGGAGUGGCAGCAGGCUGCCAGCAACAUCCUGGUCGCAGUGGGGAGGUGUUUCAUCAACCAGGUGAUGGAGGAGGUGCUGACCAAGUUCCAGCCGGGGGUCCUGCCUCACCCCUUCGUCGUACUGACCUUCGCCAACCUCUCGGUGGCCAAUGUAUUUGGGAUGGUCCCCUUCCUCAACUCCAUCCUGGGGACGAUGCUGCCUCUGCUGCCCCUGGCCAAGCAGGACAACACGAAGUCCGUCUUCUGCUACGCCUUGCAGUACUUCAGCGAGAGCAUCCUGGAGUACCUGGCCAACCUGGACAAGGCGCCGGACCCAACUGUGAGGCGAGACACCUUCUCCAGUGAAAUCUUCAGCGCCUACGAAGCCCUCUUCAGCUGCUGGCUGCCCAGCCGGGAGACCAAGGUGCGGCUGGCCGUGGUGGAGGCCCUGGGGCCCAUGAGCCACCUGAUGCCCAGCGAGAAGCUGGAGGAGCUGCUCCCUCGCCUGAUCCCCGGCAUCCUGGCCCUCUACAGGAAGCCGGCGGAGGCCUACUACGUCUCCAAGAGCCUGUGCCAGAUUCUGGAAGCCUCGGUCAAUAUCGGGAGCCGGACGCUGGACACGCAGCUGGAUCUCCUCCUCGGGACUCUCCACCUCCAGCUCUGCGCCCCUCUGGACUCUUCCCUGCCCUUCUCUCUGAAGAACCACAACGAGCUCCUUCGCUGCUUCACCGUCUUAGCCGCUUCCUUCCCUGACCGCUUGCUGGGAUUUCUGCUUCCCAAGCUGGAGUCCAGCAACGAGAAGACGCGGGUGGGGACGCUGACCGUCCUGCGGCAGAUCAUCAACAGCGCCCCCGCUCAGAUGGAGAUCAAGAAGCCGUUUCUCCUGUCCUCCAUGAAGCUCCCCCUGCAGGACCACAGCAACAAGGCUGCCUCCCUGCACUGCGAAGGCCACCUGGCUCUUCCGCCUCUCCAGGUGGCCGAUGCUCUGUUGCAGGUGAAGGCCUUGCAGUCUGGUGGCUUCCCUGUUCCCUCCCUGUUGGACGUCUGCCUGUGCAGGCUCCCUGAAGGAUUGCUGACUGCCUCGCCUGGCCCAGGAGCUCUGCCCCUCUAG
Molecule: messenger RNA, 1371 nt
Organism: Protobothrops mucrosquamatus (brown spotted pit viper)
Lineage: Eukaryota; Metazoa; Chordata; Lepidosauria; Squamata; Viperidae
Product: maestro heat-like repeat-containing protein family member 1
Exons: 12
Coding region: 1-1371 (456 amino acids)
Cellular component (GO): cytoplasm
Source: RefSeq, a predicted model, not a curated record